Pieris napi is the source of this 2009-nucleotide messenger RNA. RefSeq names its product F-box/LRR-repeat protein 7-like. NCBI's taxonomy places the organism in Eukaryota, Metazoa, Arthropoda, Insecta, Lepidoptera, Pieridae. Gene Ontology annotation, molecular function: protein binding. The coding region runs from base 280 to 1317 and encodes 345 amino acids. The record is from RefSeq and is a predicted model, not a curated record. The transcript is spliced from 2 exons. Gene Ontology annotation, cellular component: SCF ubiquitin ligase complex. Gene Ontology annotation, biological process: SCF-dependent proteasomal ubiquitin-dependent protein catabolic process.
UGACAUAUUUUCCAUUAGGUAGUGGUAAGCUGCAGUUGAGAGUUGAGACAAGUUCAAAUUGUUGUAAAUAUGUACUAAACAAACAUAAAACUCAUUUGAUAUGUCAAAUUGUUUUUGAAUUUUCGCCAAAUUUGUGUUGUAAAUAUGCAACUAGUGAAUUGCAUUAUUUGAAGCUGAAGCGCAAAAGAACAAAGAACUAUCUGCUUUUUACUGUAAGCUUUUAUUUACGGAGGAAAGCAAUUAAUAUAGGUAUACUUUUAGACCACAUUGUAUUCAACAAUGGCUGGAGAAGAUCUGUCUGACUUAACUUCAAUAAACAACUUACCAGAUGAACUAAUAGUCUUGUUUUUCAAAUAUCUUUCUCUGGAAGAUAUUCUUAUGUGUGAAGAUGUAUCCAAAAGAUGGAGAAAAUUGGCUUUGGAUCCCAUCUUGUGGAGACAAUUUGUUAUUGUCUUUUCAGGGAAACCUGGACAAAGUGAAGUAAGUGAGAAAAAUUUGGAGAUAAUAUCAACACACAGUGACUUUAUUUAUUCAUUGAAAAUACAGUAUGUUUACAACUAUUCAGACAUAGAGAGCAUUUUGGAAAAAUGUCACAAUUUAAUUUCACUAGAACUAGUCAUGUGUAGAAUAAGUAAGAACUUUGAGGGUGAUUUAAUAAAUCGGACACAUUUAAGGAAACUUAGUUUGAAGAAUUCUAUUCAGCUAUCUAGUGAAGUGGAUUGGUUAUUCCCAUUUAAUCAUCUUAAAGAGCUAAAAUAUUUGGCCUUGUCAGAUUUUGGACUUGCUCCUGGUAAUUGUAAUAUGUUGCUGGAAUGCAAGAAUUUGUCCCACAUAUAUAUUGAAAAGAUUAGGGAUUUAAACUUAGAUUUUGUGAAAAAUUUAAUUUUAUCAAAAGAAAACAUCUUAGAAACUUUGCAUAUACAUGGUGGGGAUUCUGUUGAUGAUUCUUGCUUAAAAAUGCUGUCCAGAUGUACACAACUAAGAGAUUUGGCUAUUAUAAGAUGUGAAAAUCUUACCGAUGUAGGACUUUUAGCUUUAAUACAUUUCAAGAAAUUAGAACACUUACAAAUAUGGAACAACAACAAUUUCUCAGAAAUGGUACUCUUAAAAACUUUGGGCAGUGCUACUUUAAUAACAUUAGAAAGUCUCAGUUUGUCUAGAGUGAAGAAUAUUUCACCUGUAAUAGUUGAUAUAAUAUCAGAGUACUAUAAAAAUUUAAAGUUUUUGGCAUUAUACCAGUGCCCUCGAAUUAUUAACACAGAUUAUGAGAAACAACUAAAAUCCAAAUUUAGGAACAUAGAUGUUGUGCUCUAUUGAUUUUGAAAUCUAAUUAACAAGAUUGUUCAAAUAAUAUGUUUAAUGCAUAACUUUGAUAUGAUUUGUUAAAAAAAAUACUAGGUUGACAGAGUAACUGAUAUAUUAUUUUUUCUGUGAUAUUAGUGUUAUAAUUAAUGAUUGUAGAAUGUAUCUUUUAUUAAUAUAUUAUUUUAAAACUUGUUGAAUUUUGAUUUAAUUGAAAGGGUGUGGUACUCCUUUGAGGAAGGAAAGACAUUUUUUUUAAAUGUUUUGAUGUUGUCUAUUAAUACCUGUCUAAAUCACAUUUAUUUUUAAAGUGACAGGCUGGGUGAUUAAUAAUUAAAAUAAAAGCUUCUGUCAAAAAUGAUUUGAGCAUACCCCCCAGCAGUGUUCGGAACCGUACGGUAAUUUCAUAUCUACGUACGAUGGUACUCGACUAUCGUACGCAGAUUGUACGAUAAUUUCCAUUCUAAUGAAAAAUUUGAUGAUUACACAGAUAGCCAAUAGCCCAAUAACAAUUACAGUUUUUAAUGUUAGUGCCAUCUAUUGGCUCAUUUUUUUUAGGAACAUAAUAUGCUGACACAAGUUGAAUACAGUCGGAUGAACAAAGCGUUAACUUAAUACUCAAGUUUUCAUAAAUAAAUAAUAUAUUUAUGUUUUUAUUUUCUGAAGAUAAGUAAGACAUGAAUUUCAGGAUUAAAGUAUAUGCAAAA